AUGGCCAUUUCUACUCUCCUACGGCAAUUGCUAGUGCUGCCACUUACUUUCGAGAGAUCAACAUCGAGAUGUAUGCUUGAUCUCAAGAUGAUCCUGAGUUACGUCGAUUCUCUUCCCACUGGGGAUGAAAAGGGUCUGUUUUACGCGUUGGAUCUUGGUGGAACAAAUUUCCGGGUGCUGAGGGUGCAAUUGGGAGGAAAGGAGAGCCGAGUGGUCGAUACUGAAUUCGAGCAAGUUGCAAUUCCUCAGGAGCUCAUGCAUAGUACUACGGAGGAGUUGUUUGAUUUUAUUGCUUCUGAGUUAGCAAGGUUUGCAGCGAAGGAGAGUGCGAGGUUUCGCUGGCCUCAAGGGAGGAAAGGAGAGAUUGGUUUUACAUUUUCUUUUCCUGUGAGGCAGACUUCAAUUGACUCAGGCAUUUUUAUCAAGUGGACAAAGGGUUUUGCUGUCUCUGGGACAGCGGGAAAGGACGUCGUUGAAUGUUUAAAAGAAGCAAUGAAAAGACAGGGUUUAGAUAUGCGGGUAUCAGCCUUGGUGAAUGAUGCAGUUGGAACACUAGCUGGAGCUCACUACUGGGAUGAAGAUGUGGUGGUUGCGGUAAUUCUGGGUACUGGUACCAAUGCAUGCUAUAUUGAGAGGAUGGAUGCCAUUGCUAAAAUGGGGAAACUUGCCGAUGGGUCAGGAAAAACGAUUAUCAACACUGAAUGGGGGGCAUUCUCAACUGGUCUUCCUUUGACUGUUUUUGAUAGAGAUAUGGAUUCUGAAAGCAUUAAUCCUGGAGAGCAGAUAUUUGAGAAAACAAUCUCUGGAAUGUACCUAGGUGAAAUUGUAAGAAGAGUGCUGCUUAAGAUGGCAAAAGCAUCAGCUUUGUUUGGAUAUCCUGUGCCUGACAAGCUAUCCACUCCUUUUGUGCUCAGGUAA
This is a messenger RNA of Asparagus officinalis (garden asparagus), 918 nucleotides long. RefSeq names its product hexokinase-2, chloroplastic-like. Gene Ontology annotation, cellular component: cytosol; mitochondrion. Gene Ontology annotation, molecular function: fructokinase activity; glucokinase activity; D-glucose binding. Bases 1 to 918 code for a protein of 305 amino acids. Gene Ontology annotation, biological process: glucose 6-phosphate metabolic process; intracellular glucose homeostasis; glycolytic process. The transcript has 7 exons. Lineage: Eukaryota; Viridiplantae; Streptophyta; Magnoliopsida; Asparagales; Asparagaceae. The record is from RefSeq and is a predicted model, not a curated record.